AUGCCUGAAGAAAAAAAAGAGGAAAACAAAAUUAAGCCUAUAAAUGUGGUGGCAAAAAAUGAUAAAUUAUUAAAUGUAAAACCAAAAACUCCAUAUGGAGCAAAUCAAAUGUUAUAUAUGACCUUAUCAGAAAGUCUUAAAUAUAAAUAUAACAAAAAAAUAAGAUAUUUAACAAAAGAAGAGGUAGCAGAACAUAAUAAAGAAGAUGAUGCAUGGAUAAUAUAUAAAAAUAAGGUAUAUGAUAUAACUUUAUAUCUGAAACAUCAUCCUGGAGGAAAAAAGAUUUUGCUAAAUGAAUCAGGUAAGGACAUUACUGAAUUUGUUCUAAAAUUUCAUCCAUGGGUUAAUGUUGAGGAAAUUUUAAAACAUACAUUUAUUGGAUACGUCAAGGAUAAAUAA
Molecule: messenger RNA, 399 nt
Organism: Plasmodium relictum
Lineage: Eukaryota; Apicomplexa; Aconoidasida; Haemosporida; Plasmodiidae
Product: cytochrome b5-like heme/steroid binding protein, putative
Exons: 6
Coding region: 1-399 (132 amino acids)
Molecular function (GO): heme binding
Source: RefSeq, a predicted model, not a curated record